Messenger RNA from Abrus precatorius (Indian licorice), 2116 nucleotides. RefSeq names its product probable alpha-amylase 2. Gene Ontology annotation, biological process: carbohydrate metabolic process. Gene Ontology annotation, molecular function: calcium ion binding; alpha-amylase activity. The transcript has 13 exons. The record is from RefSeq and is a predicted model, not a curated record. NCBI's taxonomy places the organism in Eukaryota, Viridiplantae, Streptophyta, Magnoliopsida, Fabales, Fabaceae. The coding region runs from base 513 to 1757 and encodes 414 amino acids.
UUUUGGGCUUGAAUGUCAGUUGAAAAGUAUCUUGUUUUUGUCCUGAAAAAUUGUCUGGGCCUAGAAAAGCCUAGUGGAGCUCGUUGUAGAGCACCGUUGAAGAGUUUGAGAAAUCAUUUUCAGGAAUAGGAACCGUGGUGCUGGAAUUGAACGAUAUCUGUAGCUUACUCUCCAAGCUUUGUAGCAGAGAAGAUAAACCACUAGAAACAAUUGAAAUUUGUAGCAAUGAAGUGGCCACACGCAGGAUUCCCAAUGCAUCCUCUUUAUUCCUCCAAUCGCACGGAGGCACUUUCUUUUGUCUUUCUCCUCUCAGAAGCCGAUUCCCUUUUAUCGUCAAAUUCAAUAUUCUCUGACUCUGAAGAUGCGUGAUUCUAAUUUCCACCGAUUUUUUCUCCUUUUCCUCUCUAUUAAUACUAAUUCCUCCAACGCUCUUUUUUUCCCAAAUCAAUCUGGUUACUGCGUUGGCCGUGAAUUCCUUGCUCCAGUUCAACAAUCAUAACCUUUGACUUAACAUGGGCUUCUGGAACGGUGAACGUAAUCAAACCAAUCAACAAUCUGAUAUUGGUUCAGUUUUGAGGGAUGGAAAAGAAAUACUUUUUCAGGCAUUCAACUGGGAGUCUCACAAAUACAAUUGGUGGAAAAAUUUAGAAGGCAAAGUUCCUGACAUAGCUAAAGCUGGAUUCACUUCAGUAUGGUUGCCACCACCAACUCAAUCCUUCUCACCUGAAGGUUACACUCCACAGGACCUUUACUCUGUUGAUAGUAAAUAUGGUUCCGAGAGACAAUUAAAAGCUUUACUUCAAAAGAUGAAGCAACACAGAGUUAGGUCAAUGGCUGACGUAGUUAUCAAUCAUCGUGCUGGCACCACCCAAGGACGCGGAGGGAUGUAUAAUCGUUUUGAUGGAAUUCGAUUAGCGUGGGAUGAGCGUGCUGUGACAUCAUGUAGUGGUGGACUGGGUAAUCCAAGCACGGGGGCCAUUUUCCAGGGGUUUCCCAAUAUUGACCAUACUCAAGAUUUUGUGAGAAAGGAUAUCAUAGGAUGGCUCCGCUGGUUGCGUCAUGACGUGGGCUUUCAGGAUUUUCGUUUUGACUUUGCAAAAGGGUUUUCCCCAAAAUAUGUUAAGGAAUAUAUUGAAGGAGCAAAGCCGUUGUUCUCGGUUGGGGAGUAUUGGGAUUCUUGCAACUACAGGGGUUCUACUUUGGACUAUAACCAAGAUAGCCAUAGGCAGCGAAUUAUCAAUUGGAUUGAUGGCACUGGACAACUUUCAACUGCAUUUGACUUCACAACAAAGGGAAUUCUUCAGGAAGCUGUCAAGGGAGAAUUUUGGCGUUUGCGUGAUACUCAAGGGAAGCCUCCAGGUGUGGUCGGGUGGUGGCCUUCAAGAUCUGUCACAUUUAUAGAUAAUCAUGAUACGGGCUCAACUCAGGCUCAUUGGCCUUUCCCCAGCAACCAUAUUAUGGAGGGGUAUGCAUACAUAUUGACUCAUCCUGGGAUACCAACAGUUUUCUACGAUCACUUCUUUGACUGGGGCAAUUCAAUUCGGGAGCAGAUUUUGAAGUUGAUUGACAUUCGCAAGCGUCAAGGUAUUCAAAGUAGAUCGCCUAUCAAGAUUCUGGAGGCCAAGCAAAACCUUUACUCUGCAAUCAUCGGGGAGAAAUUAUGCAUGAAGAUUGGAGAUGGUUCGUGGUGCCCAUCUGGGAGGGAAUGGACACUAUCAACUUCUGGCCAUAAUUAUGCUGUAUGGAAUAAGCAGUGAUCCGCUAGCAAUCACCCUUCAUUCCCCACUCGGUACACACAGAAAUUACGUGCUUCUACUUCUAAUACAUGGUAAAACAUAAGCUUUUUCCUACAACAAGUAGCUUUGGAAGUCGCCUUUCUGUAACGUACGUAUUUCCGGCUUAUAUAGCUGCUUUUUGUAUGAUGUGUAUUAUGUAACAAUAGCUGCCUUGUUCAUGUAAUAUAUAACAAUAAGCGGCCUUGCUUAUGUUAUAUUACAAUAAUAAACUUCUAUCAGUACCGAUUAUUAUCAUUUGGAUUUUUAAGUUUUUAAAAGAGUGAUUAUAAAAAUGAUAUUCAUGAAGUGAAAAGAAUUUGAACUGAAGAUGAAUAUGUAUU